Molecule: messenger RNA, 510 nt
Organism: Anisakis simplex (herring worm)
Lineage: Eukaryota; Metazoa; Nematoda; Chromadorea; Rhabditida; Anisakidae
Source: the annotation of a GenBank genome assembly
AUGAUUUGUAAGAAUAUUUUUUGUCGUGAGGAGUUACCGUCGACAGUGUUCUUCUUGCCGAGAGGAGGAAGCACGUCGACGAGAUCAAUUGGACUACUAGCACUACCCGUAAAUGAUCGAUCGAUGAGGAUUGUUGCUAUGACUGAGCGGCAGCUCUCCGGCGGAAUCGGACUACUAGCACCCUACCACCACCACCCAUCGUCCCAUUCGAGCAGUGCAGUUUGCGAUCACAAGACAUCUUCUAAGCAAACUGCCGAAUCCGUUGUUGUGUUGUGUUGCCCUACCGCCGCCUCUGUGUGUUAUUCGUCAAUUUUGCCCACGGUUUUAAAACUUGCUCCGGUAAGUUUUGAGAAGAAGUGUGUGGAGAGUUUUAUGUUUCCAUUUCGUUUUGUUAGUAAUUUGGUGGAUAGAGAGGAUGUUGUUAAUGUGGCGCAGUGGUUAGUACGCGUAGUUGUUGAGAAAAGGGAUGCUGGUUCGAUGCAAGCCAAGGACAUAAAGUUGAUUGAGUGA